Molecule: messenger RNA, 461 nt
Organism: Symbiodinium necroappetens
Lineage: Eukaryota; Dinophyceae; Suessiales; Symbiodiniaceae
Source: the annotation of a GenBank genome assembly
AUGCUGGGGUAUCGCUUUACGGCGAUAUCAAGGAGUACAAAGAGAAGUGGCAAGGCACAAGAGCAGCGAAGUUGCGGAAGGGAGGGCGCUUACGUGAUCUUGAUCCGUGGGCAUCGCCUCGCUCCCGACCCGGAAGCCCCAGACGCCUUGAAACUUUGGACCUUGAAGCCGAGGCGUGCGUGGGACGGCGGGACGGUGCGGUCAGGGUUGGGGUGGGGGCAGAGAGGAAGUCCCGACACGUUGUGGACAGCCGCUGGGCCCGAGGGCACAGGAGAAGGGUUGUGUGCCUUUUGGCUUCAAAAAGCUUGCAGUGGCGUGAGUCACAAGCUUCAGUGCGCGACCACCUCAGCUUUGACGCUGGCUCCGCCGUUGCGGAGUCGCUGCCAAGCACGGCUGCAGCGCUUCAGAGCCCUGCUGGAGCUCGCCGGUCAGAAGACCCUUGGUGGAGUUGGGCGCUCAGA